Molecule: messenger RNA, 1291 nt
Organism: Camelina sativa (false flax)
Lineage: Eukaryota; Viridiplantae; Streptophyta; Magnoliopsida; Brassicales; Brassicaceae
Product: rac-like GTP-binding protein ARAC5
Biological process (GO): small GTPase-mediated signal transduction
Molecular function (GO): GTPase activity; GTP binding
Source: RefSeq, a predicted model, not a curated record
GUGUAGCAUUAGCUGGCAUAAGGUUGUAUGAAAAGCUCAUCUCAAAGUCACACCAACGGCCCAAAAACAAAAAGACCAGAAAACAAAAUAAAGAAACAAAAAUUUAAAGCAAAUAUUUUUUUUUCUUUUUUCUCAUUCUUCUUCUUCUGCCAUUAUCUCUCUCUCUCUCUCUCUCAUCGAUUUCAAUUUGCUACUUUCGAAUUUUUUGCUCGUGUUGUGUGGGAUUGGAGAGUUCGGAUUUAGGGUUUCUUCUUUGAGUGAGUAAAGGUUGUGUCUUUUGUGGUUCUUGGGAAUGGCUGGGAUUUGAAGAAACCAAAAAUAGUGAUUUUUUUCUGUUGUUGUUAAAAAGUCUGUGAAUUUGCGUGGUGAGAUGAGUGCUUCGAGAUUUAUAAAGUGUGUCACCGUCGGUGAUGGUGCCGUCGGGAAAACAUGUAUGCUGAUCUCUUACACAAGCAACACUUUCCCUACGGACUAUGUUCCAACUGUUUUCGACAACUUCAGUGCUAAUGUGGUUGUAGAUGGGAACACAGUGAAUCUUGGAUUGUGGGAUACAGCCGGUCAAGAAGACUAUAACAGGUUAAGACCAUUGAGUUACCGUGGUGCAGAUGUCUUCAUUCUUGCAUUCUCGCUUAUUAGCAAGGCUAGUUAUGAGAACGUAGCCAAGAAGUGGAUUCCUGAGCUCAGGCAUUAUGCCCCUGGUGUUCCUAUUAUCCUUGUUGGAACAAAACUCGAUCUUCGAGAUGACAAGCAGUUCUUCAUAGACCAUCCUGGUGCAGUGCCAAUUACUACAAACCAGGGAGAAGAACUAAAAAAACUGAUAGGAUCGCCAAUCUACAUUGAAUGUAGUUCAAAGACGCAGCAGAAUGUGAAAGCAGUCUUUGACGCAGCGAUAAAAGUGGUGCUUCAGCCACCGAAACAGAAGAAGAAGAAAAAGAACAAGAACCGUUGCGUGUUCUUGUGAUCAUCUUUUUAAAUAUAAAAAGAUUUAGGUAACAAAUGAAGUUGAAGAAAGAAAAAAAAAGCACCAGCAUAAAAAAUGCAGCAACAUUGUAUAGUUGUUGAAUCCGACUUGUUUCGAUCUUUACACACUUUUUCUUUUUGCUGGUGAAUCUAAUGUGUGAAGUGAGGGCCAAGGAGAUGAGUUCUUGGUGUGUUGUUGUUGUACUAUUGCUAUGUAGACUAAUCUCUUAAUACUUUCUUUUCUUGUCUUUGUUUUUUUGCUGUUGGGAUCCAUUUUGUAUCUUCUUUAACAGAUGAAUUUUAUUAAUUUUAUAGUGACUUCUUUUAUGCU